AUGUUCAACUUCUCGAACCUCGCCCGCCUCACUGGUUUCGCCCGCUCUGCCAGCCGCUCCGUCUCCGGUUCGCAGCCAACCAUCACACUUUUCCACAACACAAAGCUGCCACACUCCCACCAUCUCUUGAAGAGAUUGCAGGAGAGACCAACACAAUACCGUUUGGAUGUCAGAACAGACCAAUUGCCUCUGUACCUGACGUACCAUUUCAUCCACGAAAAGUGCAUCAAUGUCCACCCACAGAACGCUCGCGGGUUCGAGCGUAUCUUUCCUAGCCUCCUUGCUCUGCUGAACCACACCUUCUGCGACAGGGAAGUGAUCAGAAAUUCCAAGACCAAGCAGUUUGUGCCGGACAUUGACCUUGUGCUGGAGCAGAUGUACCUCGACAAGGUGGCCAACCACAAUGCACAGAAGGUGCCUCCUUUUGCAGUCGACUGGGUCAACCAAUUGAUUGCUGUGGACGACGAGAGCUUGAACCGUGUUUUUGCAAACUACAACCUGACGCACAUUGUGAAGCACGGAGCCGAGAAGCUCAAGGGUUCUGCUGUGCUGGCUCAUGAGAAAGACCCUCUUCCAGAGAUCAACUUCAACCGUGUCGCCACCGACACCUUCACGUCACGGGCACUGGCUGCCGCCAUGGCUUGCGCCGUGCACCCUCACAUUGCCGAGUUUGCCGAUCUUUUCUAG
Messenger RNA from Candidozyma duobushaemuli, 687 nucleotides. RefSeq lists its product as uncharacterized. The record is from RefSeq and is a predicted model, not a curated record. Bases 1 to 687 code for a protein of 228 amino acids. The transcript has a single exon. Gene Ontology annotation, cellular component: mitochondrion. Lineage: Eukaryota; Fungi; Ascomycota; Pichiomycetes; Serinales; Metschnikowiaceae. Gene Ontology annotation, molecular function: oxidoreductase activity.